Molecule: messenger RNA, 2058 nt
Organism: Fusarium coffeatum
Lineage: Eukaryota; Fungi; Ascomycota; Sordariomycetes; Hypocreales; Nectriaceae
Exons: 2
Coding region: 1-2058 (685 amino acids)
Source: RefSeq, a predicted model, not a curated record
AUGCUUUCUGCCAUGAGGUUCUUCACAGGAUUGACUACCUUGAUUGCGAUAUCAGGUGCCUCUGCCUUGUCCUUACUCCCUCAACGAGAAAGAGUACGUUGCGUGGCAGAUGACAAGACAGGUGCUCUCUUCGUUACGGCAGACUGUGUGGAUCCAAACUACGACUCCCCCAUCCUCGAUAACGAGACGGACGAGACGAUCCCUACACCCCAUCGCAGGAUUUCCGGCCAUUUCAACGGCACCGACGUCGACUUCAACAUCUAUCUCACUCCCAAGUCGAAAUGGGAGAGGCGGUUCUUCCAGCUUAUGUACCCUCUCCAGACAUCUAUCGCCGAAGAUGAUGCUAUUAAGUUUGGAGUCGAGAGUGGUGGCUACACGAUUCAGGCCUCGGGAACGAUAGGAUACCGCGCCGACGCAGCUCUUGCCAAACUUUCCCGACAAAUUGCACAGGAGUACUAUAAUACCUCCUCUGGCCAGAUUCGCGGAUAUGUCUAUGGUGGUAGUGGUGGCUCUCUCAAAGUCAUUGGAGCCGCUGAGAACACGCUUGGAGUCUGGGAUGGAUGUGUUGCUCUCGUGCAGGCAACGCCGAUGUCUAUACCUUAUGACUGGGGCAUCAGAGCCUUGGGUGGGUUGAUCCUGGAGAAGCGCGCCAAAGAGGUCAUCGAUGCAGUUCAACCUGGUGGCAGUGGCGACCCCUAUGAGGUCCUUGAUGAACUUGAACGAGCGGUUUUGAUCGAGACGCAACACCUAGGCGUCCCCACCAGAGCAUGGGAAGAUUGGGAGUCUAUCGCAAAUAACCGUACGCAACUGUGGCAGACGCUCAAGGAUACGACGGUUCCCAUUCUCCAGCGUAUUGAUCCCACUUAUGCUGACGACUUUUGGAACAAAGAUGGGUACGCAGGGUGUGACCAGUCUGCACUGGGAGAAAGAUUUCGCGCUGCCCUCGUCCGGUUUGAUAGUGCCAUUGAGACCGUAACUGCAGGUCACGAUGGGUUGAUAUCCGAAUUUGUACUGAAGACUGUGCCGGGGAACGUUACCGACGUUGUAGGCUUCGGCUUUUCCGUCAGGGUUAAUGGCUCACGUAGUCAUUUCUCGGGCAUGCUAGAUGUCAAGACGAGAACCGUACACAUCUUGGCCGGCGCUUCCAAUACUACGCUUGGCGCUCUAGUGCCGGGUGCUCGCAUCCAGGUUGAUAAUCGCUGGUACCUCGCCACACAUACCUACCACCGUCACCAAUUACCACCGGAAGACAGCGGGUUUUACGGCUAUGAUUAUCUUCGCGAUGAGAACGGUGAACCACGUUACCCUCAACGGGAUAUCUUGAUGGGACCAAUCGUCUCAAAAUCAGCCUCAGGAGGUGGUACACAUACAGUUAACAUCACGAUGAAGUUGAUUGUCAUGGACAACCUUUUAGAUUUUGACGCCCUACCCUGGCAUGCAGAUUGGUAUAAGAACCAGGUUCUUAAAGCCAAAGGUAGCCUUGAAGAUCACUAUCGUCUGUACUACAGCGAUAACGCAGACCAUGUCAUGGGAAAGGUUAAAGCUCCCCACUCGAGUCGGGUCGUCGAUUUCACCGGUCUCUACCAGCAGCAUCUGCGAGAUAUGAUGGCGUGGGUCGAGAAUAACGUUACUCCGCCGACGCCUACAAAUUACACUGUCGUCGAGGGACAAGUUAAGGUCCCCUUAUCUGUGUCGGCACGUAAGGGCAUCCAACCUGUUGUUGAGCUCUUUGUGGACAAUUCGAAGCGCGCCCAUGUAGCUCCAGGAGAAAUAAAAGAGUUCCACGUCAAAGCCCAAGUACCGGAUGGCGUUGGUCAGAUCGUUGCGCUUGAAUGGGAUCCUCUUGGCAUCGGCGAGUAUACCAAAAUAGACAUUGACGUGGGGCCUGAGGUUGAUCUGCGCUUCUCGUGUGCGUACAAAAGACCUGGGGUUUAUUUCGCUGGUGUCCGAGCCGCCUCUCAUCGGGAUGGAAAUACUGAGACAGAGAUUGCUCUGGCUUGGAAUUUGGACCGUGUUAGAGUUGUUGUAGAAUCGCGUUUAGUAAAUCAAGCACCCUAG